Cynara cardunculus var. scolymus (artichoke) is the source of this 1110-nucleotide messenger RNA. RefSeq lists its product as uncharacterized. The record is from RefSeq and is a predicted model, not a curated record. Bases 1 to 1110 code for a protein of 369 amino acids. NCBI's taxonomy places the organism in Eukaryota, Viridiplantae, Streptophyta, Magnoliopsida, Asterales, Asteraceae. The transcript has a single exon.
AUGAAAGAAACUGAAACUGUAGAAGAAUACUACACUAGGGUGAUUAUCCUGAUCAAUCAAAUGAGACUGAAUGGUGAAAGCAUUUCUGACAGAAGGGUGGUUGAAAAGGUCUUGCGAAGUCUUACCAGGAAAUUUGGAUAUGUUGUUGUUGCCAUAGAAGAGUCUAAAGAUCUCUCAAAUUUCUCUUUGGAAACUCUUCUAGGGACACUUCAAUUACACAAACUUCACAUGAGACAAUUUGAUACACCUGUGAUGGAACAUGUUUUUCAAACUCAUUCAACAUGGGAGUCAAAUACAAGUGAGAAACAAAAAGGACUAGACUACAGUAAGGAUGAACAAGGAUCUGGUUACACAAGGAGCAAAGGCAGAGGUAAGCCCUUCUCUCAAAUGAAAAGUUUUUAUUAUGAUAAAGUAGGACACACUAUUAAAUUCUGUAGAAAGAGAAUAGCAGAAGAGAAUAAAGUCUCUAGUUUUAUACAUAAAGAAGAAAGUCAUAAUGAUGACUCCAUGUUCAUGAUGUUAAGUGUUCAAGAAAAGACUGCAUGUGAUCUAUGGUACCUUGACAACGGAUGUAGUAAUCACAUGACUAGAAACAAGGAAUUAUUCCUAAAUUUAGAAGAAUCAGAAAGGAAUGAUGUGAGAUCAUGUGAUGAUAAGAAAUUAAGUGUAUGUGGGUGUGGUGAGAUUUUUAUCAAACUUAGAGAUAAAGAUAAAAGGAUAUCUAAUGUCUUCUAUGUUCCUGGCCGGAAACAUAACUUUCUUAGUGUGGGUUUGCUUAUACUCAAAGGGUAUAGACUUCUAUUUAGAAAUGAGUAUUGUGAAAUCACAAAUUUCAACAACUCACUCAUUGGAAAAGCUUACAUGACACAUAAUAAAAUGUUCCCCAUCAAGUUCAAUGAUGAGAACUUUCUUUCCCUAACCAUGAGCACUAUGGAUUCAUCACUUUUAUGGCAUAAUAGGUUUGGCCAUGCCAACCUUAACGCUCUGUCAUACAUGCACAAAAAAGGUCUGGUGAAGGGAUUGCCAUCAGUCAUAAAUCUUGAUCAUGUAUGUGAAGGUUGUGCACUUGGUAAGCACACAAGAGAUUCAUUUCCUCAAGAUAAGGCUUAG